AUGCGUCGCCACCUCUCUAACAACACCGGCCGUGGUGAAGACUACGACGACGACGACUUCCUCAACGAGCAGUAUGAGGAGGAGGAGUGGGAGGGUUCCGAGGAGGAAUACGAAGAGGAGCUCAGGGAGGAGGAGGAGGAGGAGGAGGAGGAGGAGGAGGAGGAAGAGGAGUGGUACGAGGACGGCAAUGACAAAGAAGGAGAAACCCCCGAUGGGGCUGCGGCAAAGGCUAAUGGUUACGAGUUUACUGCAUCCCAGAUCGCCUAUCUCAAGACUCGCCUUCCGCAGUAUCGCGAAGGGUCGGUCAAAAGGAGGGGAGAAUUGGUUACGAUGUCGGCAAAGAACAUCGUCUCCGAGCUGUAUGCCAUCUCAGGCAAACAUCAGUCGCGCGAAAAGAAGAAACUUGUUGUGCAGGCUGUCAGGGCCUGGUUUCAAAAGCGUCUCGAGAGCUCGGCGGUGAAGGGCAAGAAGUCUGUCUGGGGGGGCCGAUAUUAUGGGCAGCUUGUUUUCAAACGGGAGAGGACACAGAUUGUGCAGUAUCUAGGCAAUGUCAUUGUCUGUGGACAUCCACUUCCCGACCUUCGGAGACUCAUAGACCAUGAAGAGGAGUUCCUUGGUCGUCAGGGCGGGGACGACCAAAACGAUGACAACGACGACUCGUACUCUCAGCAGAAACAAAGCCCUCAAGCAUUCACCAGGUAUCAGACAGCGGCAUCGAUGCUCUGGAAGGUUCUGUCGAAGAAGGAGAAAGAGCACUAUAAUUUGAAGGCCAAGAAGUGGAAGGAGAGCUCGCCUCCAGUGGAACAACAGCGGAAAACGGCCGAGAAAUGGGCGUCGAAGCGGAUGCUUCAGUUCGCUGAAGGAGCUCUAAAAGAGAUGAAUGCGCGGGUUUACAUGCUCGUCUGUUACGAGAACACGAAGGGGAGACCAAUUGCGUACGAUUUCGAAUUGACGGGUGGUAACGCCGGAGCCCAAGGCCAAGGGUUUAGGGAUUUGUACGAAUCGCAGCUGAAGGAAAUGGGUCUCUUGGAGUUGUGGAAGGACUUUGCUGCGGACGUGUUUCUUGAUCCACUCGAGCAAGAGGAAGAUGCACAGAGUCGCCGAAUGGCCAAGAAAUCGUUGAUGAAGUUCAAGAGGAACGAAUUCGGCGAGCCUAUCGUCCCCCCUAUGAGUGAGAAACCUGGUAGUGAGAAGCGAUCCCUGUGGCUCACCCGAUUCCUCCGCUCGUUCCUGACAAUUCAUUACAACAUUGCAAUGGGAGAUCCCACAGGGCGCACUCCAGUUCCUUGGAAAAGGUUGGGAUUGAAUGUUAGACGGUUCAUUUCGUCGCGCUUUCUCCCCGACCACUUGGCCGAGAUUCUCCAAGAACCAAGCCUUAUGUCAACUGGCGAACGCGAAAGGCUUUACAAGUUUUGGCGCAAACGCCAGCGCAACCCAGAGGUUGACAAUGUUUUCGAGUUCAAGAACUAUUGGGUUGGAAAAACCCAGACAUACAAGCCCAGGCAUCCUCGUAAAGUCGCGGACGUUGGAGCUCAGCUUGGCGGUGGUGAAGAUGAGGAGGAGGAUUAUGACGAUUGGAAUGCCGAGGAUGUUCAACCGCCCGCACAAGCUCAGAAGCGCGCAAGCAAAGCCAAGCCGGCUGGUGGUGCCAAGAAGAAGCGAAAACAAGCGCCGGGAGGUCAGCCAGACACCGUUCGCGAGGAAAGCCCAUGGGAUAGCCUGAAUUCGGAAUGGGACAUCGACCAGGACACGACUACCAACCGCUUGCCCACAGGCUCGGCUCAACGCCAAGCUUCUUCGAGCAACCCAACGAACGUCGUCGCCAAUGCCGGUAACCUGGACAGUCCUUGGGAUGACCUUGAUACGGACUGGGGACAGCCUGAGCGAAGAAAGGCAAUCUCACGCCCAGCAACGCCCGAUGAGGGAAACUCGAGGCGAAGCCAGGCGGACCACCAUAACCCGUCCAUCGACGAAGACCAAGGCCAGGAGGAGGAGGAGCCGGAGAUUGACGGACAUGGAGGGAGACUGCCCCCUAUCAGUGAAUCGGACGAGGAUGACGACGAAUUGCCCACAGCCAACUCUCAUUCCACAAGGAAAACACGGGCGCAACGACAAGCAGCUGCAGGUCUUGAUCGUCCACCGGUGCGGCGCUCAGCUCGACCACCCAAGGCGUCACGACAGUUCACCUUUGAGGACACAAGGACCCCUGUCACACGAUCCAGGCAGCAGGCCGAGCAACCUGAUAGGAGAAUCACGAGGUCAGCUGCCAAGAAGGCAGGAUCAGACAGACCUCCUCCUCGGACGGUCAAUGCCAAGGCUGGUCAGAAGCGCAAGGCUCCCAAGAACGAUAAGACUGAGCGUCUGGCCAAGAAAAGGAAGGAGGGUGAGGUGGAAAAUCCGGGACACAGACCUGCGUCUUCGUCAAGAAACAAUGAUGGUCCCCCUAAACCCAGAUCUCGUGCUCGGCGUCGGUAA
Coprinopsis cinerea okayama7#130 is the source of this 2475-nucleotide messenger RNA. RefSeq lists its product as hypothetical. Bases 1 to 2475 code for a protein of 824 amino acids. The record is from RefSeq and is a predicted model, not a curated record. The transcript has 7 exons. NCBI's taxonomy places the organism in Eukaryota, Fungi, Basidiomycota, Agaricomycetes, Agaricales, Psathyrellaceae.